This is a messenger RNA of Hyaena hyaena (striped hyena), 956 nucleotides long. The record is from the annotation of a RefSeq genome assembly. NCBI's taxonomy places the organism in Eukaryota, Metazoa, Chordata, Mammalia, Carnivora, Hyaenidae.
AUGUUCGCACUUAACAUUCUCUCACUAACCAUUCCUAUUCUUCUAGCCGUAGCUUUCCUAACUCUAGUAGAGCGCAAAGUACUAGGCUAUAUACAACUGCGCAAAGGGCCCAACAUCGUAGGACCAUUUGGACUGCUACAACCUAUCGCAGACGCCCUAAAACUAUUUACCAAAGAACCCCUACGACCCCUCACAUCAUCCAUCUCCAUAUUCAUCAUAGCCCCCAUCCUAGCACUUUCACUUGCAUUAAUCAUAUGAGUACCACUACCCAUACCGUACCCACUCAUCAAUAUAAACCUAGGUGUCUUAUUCAUACUAGCCAUAUCCAGUCUCGCCGUCUACUCAAUCCUAUGGUCGGGAUGAGCCUCAAACUCAAAAUACGCCCUAAUUGGAGCCCUACGGGCCGUAGCUCAAACAAUCUCAUAUGAAGUAACACUAGCCAUCAUUCUGCUAUCAGUACUGCUAAUGAACGGCUCAUACACGCUAGCCGCACUAAUCACCACACAAGAACAUAUCUGAUUAGUCCUUCCCGCAUGACCAUUAGCCAUAAUAUGAUUCAUCUCAACACUAGCAGAAACCAACCGAGCCCCCUUCGACCUAACAGAAGGAGAAUCAGAGCUGGUUUCCGGCUUCAACGUAGAAUACGCAGCAGGUCCUUUCGCCUUGUUCUUCAUAGCAGAGUAUGCCAACAUCAUUAUAAUAAACAGCCUAACAACAAUCCUAUUCUUCGGCGCAUUCCACAACCCAUACAUGCCAGAACUAUACACUAUUAACUUCACCACCAAAACACUACUCCUCACAACCACCUUCCUAUGGAUCCGAGCAUCCUACCCACGCUUCCGAUACGACCAACUAAUACACCUACUAUGAAAAAAUUUCCUGCCCCUUACACUCGCCCUGUGUAUAUGACAUGUAUCACUACCCAUUAUCACAGCCAGCAUCCCACCCCAAAUAUA